Messenger RNA from Lingula anatina, 1263 nucleotides. RefSeq lists its product as uncharacterized. NCBI's taxonomy places the organism in Eukaryota, Metazoa, Brachiopoda, Lingulata, Lingulida, Lingulidae. The record is from RefSeq and is a predicted model, not a curated record.
CAGAGUCACAGGUCCUAGAAUGGCUGUCUUGGUACGCGCCAUUUUCUUUGCGCUGAUAGUUGCUGUCGUAGGGGGAUUGGGAUAUCCUAGAAUAUGUAUUCCAGAUACAACUCCCUUGAUUAAGGGAUUCCGAAAGUUGGAUGUAACUAAGCUUACGGGCAUCUGGUAUAGUUUUUUGUGGAGACGGAACCCCAUGGUGCCGGACGACCGUGUUUUAUCGGAAUACACCGCCUACGUUACCGCCGGCAAAGAUGGAGCAUUUUCCUUUCAUAUCAGAGCGUUGCCGAAAGACGGACAAAAGUGCACAGACAUCAACGAGGCUUCAAGCCUAGUUCCUACAGGGAAUCCAGGGGACUUCUCCUUUGGUCCAUCAGAGAGCAACAACCAUUUCAAGAUCAUCGACACGGACUACACCAACUAUUUGUUGGUACUCAGGUGUUACGGGGAGGAUAAGCAAGGAAGGUGUCAGAGAGACGCCAUUCAGCUUUGGAGCCGCCGUGUUGGCCUGGACCCGAUUUACGUAUACUCCGGAAUGAAGAACAUUGCCCAGCGACUGUGUAAAACGUUUGAAGGGUUCCGUUUUAGUGUACACAAGUUAGCUUGUCAACUACGGGAGUAGGUCACCAAGAAAUAAUCUGCAGUGAGCCUCGCUGGCUAUUAUCCACCCUUACUGUACGCCAUAGCGAGCCAGCUUCGAGCAUGAAACAAAGCUUCUGCCAAGUCAGUUGAAAUACUAGCGUUAUUUCUUAUUAGACUAUAAAUGCCAUUAUAUAAAUUAAAUUGGUGUCCCAAGAAAGCAUCAGAGAAAGAUGAGUGUACACCUUAUGCUACAAAACGAUCAACAUAUUCAGUAAAACGACUAGGUUUCCUCGUUUUUUUUUCACAAUUUCUUUGAUUUAAUACUUUGUACUAUCUACUACAAAACUGUUUCAUAAACCUACAUGUAGGUGUACUAAAACCACUGAGCGACUAGUGCUAUAUAUUCGGAAGUCUUUUUCAGCUUUACUUUGAAAUAAAAACAGCUUAUUGAAAUUGUAAGUUAUUAUGGUUAUCAUUCUGAAGAAAAAAAAUACCCAAUCCCAUUUUUUGUGCACUUUUUAGUUCUCCAUGGACUUCUGUUACCUCAGAAAUAACAACUGCUUUCUUCUAGAGCUCACUGAUAGAUGGGUCUCUUAGGGUCUCGCUAAAACAAAAUCACGCCUGUUGUGAACCGCCUUUGAUCCACUUGUACUCUUUAAUAUCAUGGGUAAAUCCAAUGAUAUU